Botrytis fragariae is the source of this 1449-nucleotide messenger RNA. RefSeq lists its product as uncharacterized. Bases 1 to 1449 code for a protein of 482 amino acids. The record is from RefSeq and is a predicted model, not a curated record. The transcript has a single exon. NCBI's taxonomy places the organism in Eukaryota, Fungi, Ascomycota, Leotiomycetes, Helotiales, Sclerotiniaceae.
AUGGUUCCACUUUUUAAUGAUAAUCACUUAGGUCCAUCCACGCAGAAUCAGUCUUCAAGAUUUCAUCUCUUCUCUGAUUUCCCUCAGGAGAUACGCCUAAGGAUAUGGAAUUUAUCUCUUCAUCAACACCGCUUCAUCCCGGUUUGUGUAAACAAGACAGCUCGUCAAGACAACGCAAACCAUCACGAUCAAUAUCAAUUCUAUUCUAGUCAUAACGAUCUGGGCAAGAUUAUCAGCGGCGGUAAUUACCAGCUUUCUAUCAACAAACCCAUCUUGAAUACAACCAACCAGCUGUUCUAUACCACGAUAGAAUCAAGAUCAGCAGCACUAGACUUUUAUCGUAUUCGCCUACCUCUCACUCGAGGUCAUAUUCGAAUCAACCCUGAGUAUGAUGUAUUGUUCUUACAGGAUUGGGACAAAGCUCCUCCAAUGCUCGCUGAUAUCCUUCAUGAUAUUAGAGCUUAUGAUCCAAAAGAUGAGGGCCUGAUGCAUCUUGCUCUAGCGGAAGGAUCAGGAGAUAGUUUAUUUGAUAUUCCACAUCCCUCUAACAUACUCUCCGGACAUACUGAGAUGGUUGAUUUUGACUCUGACACGUCUCUAAACUCAUUCCGUGAUGAAACAAAGGAAGAGAUGCAAACCGACAAUGAAGUACCCUUUUACAAUGAAACACUGAACUUACUGAGGGAUGCAAGUCGAGAACGCCGUAAUCGCGGUAUGGGUUAUGGAACUUCACAAACUUCUCAUCACUCUACAGCCAUCGCAUCCCUCGUUGAUAUACUCAGUACCAAGCUCCGAUCAUUGUGGUGUGUUGAGAAGUUACUGUGUGACUCAAGGAUCUACGACAACAUAGGACUACGGAUGGGAAGACCUCACUUAUCGGAGACUUGUCCUAUCAUGCCUCCCUUGAAACAAAUGGGCAGAUCCAGUGUUAAUUUUGAAUGGUUGGAGAGCGACCCUAGACCAGUUCGACCAGAUUUAAAACAACUAGCUUUCUGGCGGGAUCCACGCCGAUUCUAUCAUAGCUGGUGCGUCCUCGAAGGAAUUUUAGGGGUGCGACAUAAGGCCAAUUUUGAUUUCUAUGUCUGUGUAACAACAUCAUUACCACCCCUUGAGGAAUGGGGAGAAGAAGUUGAGCAACAUGUCUCAACAAAGCUUGGGAUGCGUCAGAUGGUUGAUCGUCAUAGAGAAACCGAGCUGGCUCGAUGGGAGGAAUCGCUCGAGUUUUACAAGAAUAAUCUCGGUAUGAACAUCCCUAAGCAUGGCUUUCUGAGGGACGAGGAAAGCUAUAAGGAAUUGGAGAGAAAUCCUUCAAUCGCUAUUGGCAUGUGGAUCUUUACUGGGAAGGCGUUUGGGCAGGUCAAUGGAGAGAAUAUCUGUGACGUAUACGGGAGGUUUAAAGAGCAUUUUGAGAUGUCAGAAGUCCCUGGGCUUGCAGUGUUUGACAUUUGA